Molecule: messenger RNA, 1313 nt
Organism: Pseudo-nitzschia multistriata
Lineage: Eukaryota; Bacillariophyta; Bacillariophyceae; Bacillariales; Bacillariaceae
Source: the annotation of a GenBank genome assembly
ACUUACUCGUUGGAAAGGACGGUUCUGCCCUCGUGCCGGUAGGGACCGUAGCAAUAGAGGCAGCCGCCGCGAAGCCGCAGGCGCUCCCCGGCCAGCUUCAUCAGCCCGAGGGUCGCCCCCCACGGCGAGAUGUGGAUCAUGUUGAUGCACAGAACGAGGUCGAGGGGUUCGUCCCCCCUUGAAAGGAAGGAGGGCACAAGGGAGGAUGCCUCGAUCCCGCCUUCGCCGAGUGUGAGGAGCUCGGGGGGAGCCACCACCUUUUCCAGGCCGGGGGAGGAUGCCACCCGGGAACGGACCGACGCCAGGGAGGCGUCCUCCGGAUCGGUGGCGUGCCAAACAAAGGGAGGGGGGGAAUCGCCUCCUUCGGAAGAAGCCUUGUCGGCGUCGUGUUCGAGCGACGAGAGCCACCGGCUCGCAAAGCACUCCGUGUGGACCCCGGCACCGGCCGCGACCUCCAGGACGGUCCACGGAUGGUUUCCCUCGUUCCCCCGGCGGAGGAUCCGGGACGAGAGGACCCCCCAGAUCGGGUCCUUGUUGCGUUCCGCGGAGGGCGAUUCCAGGCGUGAAGUUGCCACGGAAAAGGCCGUCGGCGCGUCGCGGCCGGUGCCCUCGCUCCCGGGAGGCAUCGGUGGGGUGGCGGAAGCGCUCGUGGCGCUGCCGGUGGUGCCGCAGCCGGUGCCGGCCCUCCGUGUCCUUCCGGCAGCGGCCGGAAAGCCAACGGUGCUUGGGUCCCUCCGUUGGGUUUGGUCCUUUGGAAAGCCUUUCGCGGUCGCAAAAGCGAGGGCUCGCGAGUUUGUUGUUGUUGCCGCCGCCGGCGUCGAUGCUGCGAGGGCCGCGCACAGGGCCAGCAACCCUUUGGUCCGAGGGGCGGGCCGUUUGGUUCUCGGUGGUGCGGCUGCCGCUGCCGCUCUUCUUCUUGCCGCUGCCGUAGCUAUUGUUGUGUUUCGUGCCGGACGGACCACCGCUCGGCCCGGGACCAUGCCUCUCCGAUCCGAUCCAAAUCCAAUCCAAUCCGAAUCCAGAAUGCCCGAGGUAUUUCUGUCGGGACAAACCAGAAGAAUAUCAAAGAAUGACGCCAGGAUGUUUCUCCCGUGCCGACAUCSGAAAAAUGGCCUCAUUGCGUCGUUCCUCCUGAUCGGCCGGACGUCCUASGGUGCAGUACUGAUUCUACUGUAAAGAUACACACAACGAUCCGCGCAGCAUGUUGUUGUUGAAUGCGGAACUUCGUACUGGUAGUACGAGUACUGGUACGAGAGUACGAUCACCUCAAAAUAAUCCUACCGUACUACUGCGAGUAAACGCACUGUAUCAAU